Messenger RNA from Ostrinia nubilalis (European corn borer), 902 nucleotides. RefSeq lists its product as uncharacterized. The record is from RefSeq and is a predicted model, not a curated record. Bases 9 to 830 code for a protein of 273 amino acids. Lineage: Eukaryota; Metazoa; Arthropoda; Insecta; Lepidoptera; Crambidae. The transcript has 2 exons.
UCUAUAAGAUGGCGAUCACCGCUAAGGACUUUCCAGGGACCUGGCUAGGCGAGGAGGAGUAUCUGGCGCUUCAGGGUAUCAUUUUUGAUAAACUGGAGAUCACGCCGGAUCCCAUCCCCGUCGUCAGCAUGGGAAACCUGAAGUCAGGAGCGAUUCUCUUCAGGUGUGAGGGGGAGAGCUCAAUGAAGUGGCUUCGCACACUUGAUGGCACUGCCGUCAAUGGUGUGGAGCUUAGGGUGGUGGAUGCUAAGAACCUCCCAAAGCCGGUGAAGAUGGCCUGGAAAUCCAGGAACGUCACGAGGCAGGACACAGGGCGGGUCAUGAGGUUGCUGCAGAGGUUGCAUCCGAGCCUGAAGACCUCGAACUGGAGCAUUGUUGGCUCCACUGUAGAGGGGAUGACGGUCAGGAGAAUCGUCCUGAUGGACGAGGCCUCUGCGGCGUACAUCAAAGACCGCCAGUACAUCCUGAACACUGGGAUUGACCGGAGCAUCUUCAAGCUUCUCGAGUACGAUGUAAGGCGUGGGGAUGAACCGGUCAGUGCCAGUGUGACGGCUGAACAGCGUGGGGAUGCGGUGGCGGUCCCGGAAGACUGCCCGCGGACAGAGGAGCAGGCCUUGGAACCAAUAGCGGGACCUAGUGCGAGUGAAGGGCUAUCCGGAGGGACUGGGGGUGCGGGGGAGAAGCUGGUGGUAGAUGAACCUGCUGCCGCUCUGUCUCCCGCAUCCAUAGGCUCGCUGGAGGCCAUAGCUGACCUGGACCUGGGACGGUCCUCGCCGCUGGAGUAUGAUAUCUCCGCGGAUGAGGAGACCGAGCUCGGGGACAGAAUUUGACGUCUGCAGCUCUCUUCGGGGGUUUAAGGGAUCUCACAGCAGUGAAGAUCCAAAGGGAGGGGGAUUUGCGAG